CUGGACAAACGGCUAAUAGGAUUCGUGGCUUUAGCGCGGAUCACGGUGAAAUUGUGAGGACAUGUGACCUCUGACGUUGGACUUUAAAACUGUGAAUACAGCAGGAUCAGGCAGCACCGCAGAAACAGGAGGGAAGGAAAGCUCCUGGGCGCUCUGGCAGUCGGUCCAGCAACAUUUCCAAGGUCAGCAACACAGCUUCAAGAGCAUCAACAACCCCGUCUGCUCAGGACAUCUGCAGCUCUGGCCAGCCGACCCGCUUAGAUGAUAUUUCUGAGUCCCGCAAACCCAGCAAGCACAAACCCAAUCCCUCUGCCAUGACGGUCACCAGCACAGCCCUGAGCUCGUCGGCCCAGGCCCAGAAGAAGAAGAGACGGCACCGCCGUAAGAGGAGCAGCUGCUCUACCUUCGACUGCGUGGACCUGAGCGGCAAACAGGAGCAGAGUGACCGCAGCCUCAGCUCCGACCGCAGUGAGCUGGGCGAGAAGCGGGAGCGCACCGUCAGAAACCGCAAGGAGCUUCCUCCCCGCCUCAGGCGCUCCGGCGCGCCGCAGUCCGAGUCCUCCACCGAAGACGAGGCUUGGCGGGAAGCCCGCAGCUGGAGCAAAGAGAAAGCCCGACGAGCGCGGCGCCGCAGCGUCAGCAGCCGGGAGAGGGACGCCGCAGGCGGCCGCAGAGCGGGGCAGGACAAGGGGGAGGCCAUGGAGCUGCAGUCAGUGAACUCGGACGAAGAGAAGGAGAACCAGCCCCUGGUGGAGGACAGCGGUGGUCUCAAGAAGCGACACAGCACCAGGGGCUCGGCGAAGAGCCCCGUCUCCCAGAAUCGAAGGUCCCAAAGCAGAGAGGGGGAGAAGAAGAGCUGCCGGUCCCGGAGCUCCAGAGACAGCUCCUCGCUGGCAGAGGACGGCGAGCAACUGAUCACCAAGCGAUACCAGGAGAGGGGGUCAGGAGACGGGGACAUGUCGGUGCCAAUCCCCCAGAACCACUGCGGGGCCGGGGAGGGUCACGGGGGCGCAGCCGGACCCGGUUCAGACGACUCUGAGCUGGAGGUCUGCAGGAUCUGCCACUGUGAGGGAGAUGAGGACUGUCCGCUGAUCACGCCCUGCCGCUGCACCGGCAGCCUGAGCUUCGUUCACCAGGGCUGCCUCAACCAGUGGAUCAAGUCGUCCGACACACGAUGCUGUGAGCUCUGCAAGUUCGACUUCAUCAUGGAAACCAAGCUCAAACCUCUGAGCAAGUGGGAGAAGCUGCACAUGACGAAGAGCGAGAGGAGGAAGAUCUUCUGUUCGGUUUUGUUUCACUUCAUAGCUAUAGUGUGUAUGUUGUGGUCUGUCUACAUUCUGGUCAAGAGAACCACGGACGAGAUCCGACUGGGGAAGAACGACGAGUUACGGAGAUUUUCUCUUCUCAAGUACUAUUCAGCUCAGGGUGUACUGGAGUGGCCCUUCUGGACCAAGCUGAUAGUAGUGGCCAUCGGCUUCACGGGCGGCCUCAUCUUCAUGUACAUCCAGUGCAAAGUCUACCUGCAGCUGUGGCGCCGCCUCAAGGCCUUCAACCGCAUCAUCACGGUGCAGAACUGCCCGGAGAAGAACCUGCACCACCCUCCUCAGGCCCGGCCCGGCGCCCUGUCCAACGGGAAGCAUGAAGCUGUGGAGGUUCCCGUCGCUCCGGCUCUGGCUCCGGCUCAGGACAUGGACUCGGACUUGUCCGUGGAGGCUGCAGUGGCGCCGGACCCAAACCCCGUCUGACCGCUCCUGCUGCGUGCCGGACCACGCUCUGCUCUGUUCAGAGAGGCAGGAGAGAGAGCAAGGCGUGAUUCAAGACUCAGGUGGUACAUUCUACUCAGCUGCAGAGAUAACUGGUCUUUGAGAUGCAGCAGAUGAGUCUAAGUACUGAUCCCGUCCAGGACAGCUGGCAUGAUGUGGAGGGACAAAACGCAAGAGGUCGGUAAGAAAAGAGAGACAAUAAGAAGGGGACUGAAGAGGAAAGACGUGGUCUAAUGGCUUGCUGAUGCCAUGUUAUAGUAUGCACUUUCUAAACCUGCACUGAUAGAAAUGAUGUAGUUGAAAACUCCUGAGGAUGGGUUCAACCAGAGUGCUUCAAAUACAUCUAGCAAACUGAAAUCUGAGUUCAAAUAUAAAGCUUCACACAUCCCACAUAUACCGGACAAUAUAUAACACCAUAAACACAUGAUCAAUAUCAAUGGAUAAUGCAGCUGUUAGAAAAUUCAAUAUUGAGAAUAUUCACUGAACUGCACAGCAUUCUGGAAGAUGUAGGCAAAGGUUUAGCCGCUCAAGGCUAGCAAAGCAAAGUUGCUGGCAUCAGGUGGCCAGGCAACAACCAGGUCCUUGUUCUACAUCGUUUGCUUCGUACAGAGACUCUAGAUUCUCAGCUGUUGAGAAACAAUUGCUUCCUGGAGGCAUGGACUCAGGUGAAGUUUUAAAUUGAAAAUUGUCUUCACUGUAAACAAUCGUCCUCCACUGCAAAGAGAGAAGUGCCGAGCUAAACAAGAUGGCUGUUAAUGGUAAUUCAAUAUUUGGAAGAGAGACCAAAACACACUGUGAUCGACUUCGUUCACUUCCAACGCUGCCAUUGGUAAAACAGUGCAGAAAAUCAGCGUCAUCGUUGUGGACUCCUCCUUGUUUCUGAUUGGCCUGGUGGAAAAUCUACUGGAGGAAAUUCAGCGUUGGGAGAAAGCCCAGACUGAAGGCUAGUGGCGUCAACUGAUUCACUCACUCAUUGGUUACCUAGCAACAACCUGUUCAGUAACUUGAGCAGCAGCAGUGUCAGUUUUUGCCACAGUGCCCAAUAAAUUCUUAAAAAUAAAAAACAGCAUGGAGAGAAAACUGGAUAAAACAGGAACGGUCACGCCACCAGUUUGGCAGGAUUUUAGAUAUAUAAAACAAAAAAGUAAUCAGUAAUUAUCAAUAGACUGAUAUGAAACACUUAUAUGUCGAAAUAUCCAGCAGACAAUGACGUACAUUAGUUGAAAUCCUCUCAGCCUGCACUAUUAGAAACCUCUAAACGUCACAUUUACACGAUCAGACCCACUAACUGGUUUUGUCUACAUUGCAGAAGUAUUCAUGCCCCUAAAAAUCCCUUCUGCCAAACUGCCCCAGGGUAGCAGUGGCUACAAGCUAGCUCCCCACCAUCAGUGUGUGAAGAGCUGUGGAGAUGUAGAAAAUCAGGACUUUUGCAGAUAUUUAACAUUCUGUCAUUACAGCAACAAAAUUCCUUCAAUUUAACAGAAUUUUAUUUGAUAUACAAAUACAAAAUAAAGUUCUGGAUGAGUUUUGAUUCAUCCUCCCUUUUAUCUGACACUACUAAAUAAAACCCAGAGCUCCACAGAGCAGUUCAUAUGAGACUCUGUCCACUGGGCGACUUCAAACACUCUGGGACAAUCAGGUCUUCAGACACCAAAGACUUGUAAUUAUUAAAGCAUUUAGUCUUAAUUCCAGUGUGGAUCUAAAUAUGUGACCUUUGAAAAUGUAUUAGGACAGUUUUGUCGUUGUUUGUUUGUGGUUCUUACUCUGCAGGUCAGUGAUUUCAAUGUCAAUGAUUAGAGGUUUUACAGUUGCCAUCUGUUGGUGUUUUUUCGUUAGACUGCAGCCGUGUCUGUCUAAACCUUAAAAAGGGAUGAAUGUUUAAUUUUCUCAAAUUUUCUACAGAUGUGAUUUCCAGUGUCACAGGUUACAGUUCAGGGGUCAGAGCGUAUUUAUGUCUUCAAUCCACAGUCCGUUCAUAGGUCUGAUUGGAGACGCUGUGGGUUACAUGCAAAACCUUUUCUUUUUUUUUGUCUGUGCAAUAAACGAUGAAUGUAGAACAUAAAAAAA
Poecilia reticulata (guppy) is the source of this 3830-nucleotide messenger RNA. RefSeq lists its product as uncharacterized. The record is from RefSeq and is a predicted model, not a curated record. Gene Ontology annotation, molecular function: zinc ion binding. Lineage: Eukaryota; Metazoa; Chordata; Actinopteri; Cyprinodontiformes; Poeciliidae.